UCAUUCUGCACCAUACCAUCAAAUACACUACCACACGAGCUUCUUCAAACUUCUAAUUGAAAGAACCCUUCCGGUAAACCUCGCGUCUACCACCGUGACCAGCGACAGCAGCAGCAGCACGAUGCUCAAAGAACUCGCCUCCAUCAGCCGCCUCGCCCAGCGCAGCCGACCCAUCCAUACCAGCAGCGUCCUCACCCUCACUCAACCCCGCCCCUUCCACACGCUCCCCGCCCUCCAAACAACCCACGACCAAAGCUCCGAGGCCAAAUCCGGCGACCGGACGGUCCUCGACCCGCAACGCUCUGAGGUGUCGAAAUCCGGCACGGACAACGAAGUCGCCGGCCACCCGGCGGCGUAUGAUCCCUCGAAGACGUCGCCCGAGAGCGAGAUUGAGGCCACGCAGGAGGAGACCCGCCGGGAAGGGAAAGUAAGUAAUCCGUUGGACAUGAGUCCCGCCAAUAAGGAUGUGAGUCAUUGGAGACAUCCGACGGAGGGCGGGCCGGAUCACAAUGCGGAGAAAUCUGGGCCGAGUUCCAGGGGGUGGACGAAGAAGAAUCGGCCUGUGGGGGAGAAGGCGGGGAAGAAUUGAGGGGUUGAGUGUGCUUGAAGAGUAUAGAGGUAGAAAGAUGGGGAGAGUGUUAAUUCAAGGGUUCAUGUUUUUGGGUUGGGGAUGUUUGGUACCGCGUACCGAUCGUUUAUAUGUUCUUGUUACUUUGUAUAAUGAUAAACUUGGAAUAUUGAUAUUCUACAAUGCUUUUGCACUUGUGCUGUGAGAGAUACAAUGGGGGCGAUGGUCUUUGCUUAAUACUUCUCAGAGUUGAUUGAAUCGGCCACUUCAUACAAUUGUUUUCAC
Aspergillus heteromorphus CBS 117.55 is the source of this 853-nucleotide messenger RNA. RefSeq lists its product as uncharacterized. NCBI's taxonomy places the organism in Eukaryota, Fungi, Ascomycota, Eurotiomycetes, Eurotiales, Aspergillaceae. The record is from RefSeq and is a predicted model, not a curated record. The transcript has a single exon. The coding region runs from base 122 to 589 and encodes 155 amino acids.